Molecule: messenger RNA, 1713 nt
Organism: Lotus japonicus
Lineage: Eukaryota; Viridiplantae; Streptophyta; Magnoliopsida; Fabales; Fabaceae
Product: tubulin beta chain-like
Exons: 3
Coding region: 77-1432 (451 amino acids)
Biological process (GO): mitotic cell cycle; microtubule cytoskeleton organization
Cellular component (GO): microtubule; cytoplasm
Molecular function (GO): GTP binding; GTPase activity; structural constituent of cytoskeleton
Source: RefSeq, a predicted model, not a curated record
AGUAACCACCAUCAUUUUCUCCCUCCCAAACCAAAAUCUCAAACUCAAUCAUCAUCACCACCAUCGUAACAGAAGCAUGAGGGAGAUAUUGCACAUCCAGGGUGGCCAAUGCGGCAACCAAAUCGGCUCCAAGUUCUGGGAGGUAAUCUGCGACGAGCACGGCAUCGAUCACACCGGCAAGUUCACCGGCACCGACUCCGACACUGAUUUCCAACUCGAACGCAUCAAUGUCUAUUACAACGAGGCCUCCGCAGGCCGCUACGUUCCUAGAGCCGUCCUCAUGGAUCUCGAACCCGGCACCAUGGAGAGCAUCAGAUCCGGCCCCUACGGCAAGAUCUUCCGCCCUGACAACUUCGUCUUCGGCCAGUCCGGCGCCGGUAAUAACUGGGCUAAAGGUCAUUACACCGAAGGCGCUGAGUUGAUCGAUUCCGUCCUCGACGUUGUUCGCAAAGAGGCCGAGAAUUGUGACUGCUUGCAAGGUUUCCAAGUUUGUCACUCGCUUGGAGGCGGCACGGGUUCUGGCAUGGGAACCCUCCUGAUAUCGAAGAUCAGGGAGGAAUACCCAGACAGAAUGAUGCUCACAUUCUCUGUUUUCCCUUCUCCAAAGGUCUCUGACACGGUUGUGGAGCCGUACAAUGCUACUCUAUCCGUGCACCAACUAGUAGAGAAUGCAGAUGAGUGCAUGGUUCUUGACAAUGAAGCACUUUAUGACAUUUGCUUCAGGACUUUGAAACUCACCACUCCUAGUUUUGGUGAUCUGAACCAUCUGAUUUCUGCAACUAUGAGUGGAGUUACCUGUUGCUUGAGGUUCCCUGGACAACUGAACUCUGACCUCAGGAAACUUGCUGUGAAUCUGAUCCCAUUCCCACGUCUUCACUUCUUCAUGGUGGGUUUUGCUCCUCUCACCUCACGCGGGUCUCAGCAGUACGUCUCCCUCACUGUCCCGGAACUGACACAGCAAAUGUGGGAUGCCAAAAACAUGAUGUGCGCAGCUGAUCCUCGGCAUGGCCGAUACUUGACAGCAUCUGCAAUGUUCAGGGGAAAGAUGAGCACCAAAGAGGUGGAUGAACAGAUGAUCAAUGUGCAGAACAAGAAUUCCUCGUACUUUGUUGAGUGGAUUCCUAACAACGUGAAGUCGAGUGUGUGCGAUAUUCCACCCAAGAAUCUGAAGAUGUCGAGUACUUUUAUUGGUAACUCCACAUCAAUUCAGGAGAUGUUCAGGAGGGUGAGUGAGCAGUUCACUGCAAUGUACCGGCGCAAGGCCUUCUUGCACUGGUACACAGGGGAAGGAAUGGACGAAAUGGAGUUCACUGAAGCAGAGAGCAACAUGAACGAUUUGGUUGCAGAGUACCAGCAAUAUCAGGAUGCAACUGCAGACGAGGAGGAGGAUUAUGAUGAGGGUGAGGAGAAUGCUUAUGAGGAGCAGCAGUAGUUGAACCUGAAUGUACCAGAACCAAAACCUGAACAAACUUUGGUACUACCUAAGUGAUAAUCCACGUCGAAAAUUAGUUACAUUACCAAAUUUGAGACUGCUCAUGCAUCUAUAUGGCUAUCUGUAAUUGUUCAAUUCUCCUUGUUUUUCCAUAAUUUUGGUGAUUUUUAUUUCCUCUUCAGCUUGAAUUGUUUGAAAUGCACCCGCAGACAAAAUGAUGUUUGAUUGUUCUAUACUUAAUGUAAGUGUAUGAAUAAGAAGUCGUCUUAUCUAGAAUUCUA